This is a messenger RNA of Linum trigynum, 3325 nucleotides long. NCBI's taxonomy places the organism in Eukaryota, Viridiplantae, Streptophyta, Magnoliopsida, Malpighiales, Linaceae. The record is from the annotation of a GenBank genome assembly.
AACCAUCUUGGAUUGCAUGAGACUUGUAUCAGUGUCUGACGGGAGUUUAGGGAUUUGGUUUCAAAAAAACAUGUGGUGUGGGGGAGCUCAGACUUCUCAUCUAGGUUGCAUUGCAGGAGAGGGGUAAUUAUAUUAUUACUGAUCUCUUACAGUGGACACUGAACUUCCUGAUAUCAUUUAGUAUGGGCCUUGAGCCCUUGGCUAACUGUGGUGUUGAUUUAUCUGAUUAUAGUCAUGAGCUCUCCCUAUCCUUAAUUUGAUCUUGCUUCUGUCUUGUCUCUUCCAGCCCCCCAUAUCUUCCUGAAGGUCGUCUGCUUUUGGAACUUACAAUUCUUGGAGUAGCGCCCUUCUGCAUGUAGCCUGGGGAGGAUCCUGUUUCUUACAUAGAUCAAACAGCUGCUUCUGAUUUGGGGCUCAUGGCUGAUCUUGCGCUGAUAGCUAUAGAAUCUGAUAUGACGUUGUCCAAUAACUCUCUUGUCAUUGGACAACAAUUUGCUGACGUAGAAACUUGCAGAAGGACGUUGAAAGACAUUGCUAUUGCCAUGCACUUCGACCUCAGAAUAGUAAAGUCUGACCGAAGCCGGUUCAUUGCCAAGUGCUCUAAAGAAGGCUGCCCAUGGCGUGUUCACGUUGCGAAAUGCCCAGGUGUGCCAACCUUCUCAAUUAGGACAUUACAGGGAGAGCAUACAUGUGAAGGUAUCCAGGACCAUCACCAUCAGCAAGCAUCGGUAGGCUGGGUGGCUAGAUCGGUAGAAGAACAAAUUCGAGAUAACCCCCAGUACAAACCGAAAGAAAUCCUCCAAGAAAUCAGAGACAGACAUGGGGUCGUGGUAUCUUACAUGCAAGCAUGGCGUGGGAAAGAACGCACUAUGGCUGCCCUCCACGGUACUUUUGAAGACGGAUUCCGUCUCCUUCCUUCAUACUGUGAACAGAUAAGGAAGACAAACCCAGGUAGCAUUGCUUCUGUUACUGCAACCGGACAAGAAAACUGCUUCCAAAGGCUGUUCAUCUCUUAUCGAGCUUGUAUAUACGGAUUCAUCAAUGCUUGUAGGCCUCUCUUGGAACUUGAUAAAGCCAAUUUGAAGGGGAAAUACCUUGGCACCCUUCUCUGUGCUGCUGCCGUUGAUGCUGCCGAUGCAUUAUUCCCCUUGGCGAUUGCUGUUGUCGACAAGGAGACUGAUGAACACUGGAUGUGGUUCAUGUCGGAGCUCCGGAAGCUUCUCGGUGUCAACUCCGAAAACAUGCCUCGACUCACAAUAUUAUCUGAGAGGCAAAUGGGGAUGGUGGAGGCAGUUGAGACACACUUCCCUAGUGCCUUCCAUGGCUUUUGCCUUCGCCAUGUCAGCGAGAACUUCCGAGACACAUUUAAAAACACAAAGCUCGUCAACAUAUUCUGGAGUGCAGUUUAUGCCCUCACAACUGCUGAGUUUGAAAGCAAGAUCUCUGAUAUGGUGGAGAUUUCUCAAGACGUUGGACCCUGGUUUCAGCAGUUCCCACCUCAGCUAUGGGCUAUAUCCUACUUUGAAGGGAUGCGAUGUGGUCAUUUUGCACUUGGGGUGACCGAGUUGUUGUACAAUUGGGCUCUCGAAUGUCAUGAAGUCCCGAUUGUGCAAAUGAUGGAGCAUAUUCGUGAGCAGCUGAAUAUGUGGUUUGAGUCUCGUCGUGAUAUGGCCAUGAGUUAUAACUCGGUCCUUGUUCCUUCUGCUGAGAAGAGGAUUGCAGAGGCUAUUGCUGAUGCUCGGUGUUAUCAGGUGCUCCGUGCUAAUGAAGUGGAGUUCGAGAUUGUGUCGACCGAGAGGACUGAUAUUGUCGAUAUCAGAACUCGAGUCUGCUCGUGUCGGCGUUGGCAGAUAUAUGGAUUACCUUGUGCGCAUGCUUCAGCUGCUUUACUCUCCUGUGGGCAAAAUGCCCAUGUCUUUGCAGAGCCAUGUUUUACUGUAGCUAGUUACCGUGAGACUUACUCUCAGCCAAUAAUCCCGGUACCUGAUAAGAGCAUGUGGAGAGAAGUACCAGGCGAGGGAACCGAAGGUGGGGGCGCGAAAGUUGAGAUCUUGAUACACCCUCCUAAGACUCGACGACCACCUGGAAGGCCUAAGAAGAAGGUUCUUCUUGUAGAGAACUUUAAGCGACCCAAAAGAGUUGUUCAGUGUGGUCGGUGUCAUUUGUUGGGGCAUUCUCAAAAGAAAUGCACAAUGCCGAUUUGAAUUCAAGAGUUACAUAGCUUCUUCUAGACUUUGUUUUUUCGUUUUUAGGGUCAUAAAUUCCUAACAGAAUCUGUGUUUGUAACUCUAAUGUAUGUUUCCAUUCUAAUCCUUACGGUGUAUAGUUAAUUUAUCUACCUUUGUGCGUGCUCUCGAGGUUCGUCAUCUGCUGUACUUUAACAUAACAGUUGCAGCAGGAAGUGCUCUCAUUGCUCUCUUAGCGGUACAAGCAGCAAAGAAUGGUGCGUAAUUGAUCGGCUACUUCCAUGGAUGUCAUGGACGAUUAAGGUACGUGACUCAACAAUGAUCUUUUUGCAUGAUCUCAAGCUGGUUUAACUUCUUCUCGGGUGCUGAUCAGGAGAAAACCAGCACCUUCUAGCUAGAUAGUUACAAGAAUUUUAGUUAUGGGACAGCAUGCAGAGAAAUAAAGAAAGAUUGCAGCUUCCCAUUAUGUAUGUAGUACCCACAAUACAAUUGUACAUACAACUAGUACAAAUAUUUGCCAUCUAUGCAUCAAUAGAGGAAGAAUAAAAAAACCAAAAAAGCAAACUUUGGACUAAUUUUCAGCUUUUAUUAGCCCUUCCAACCCAUUCAUCUUUAUUUACUGCAUGGCAUAAAGCAGGAAGGAAACCACGAGGCUCCCAACCAGCUGGCUUGCCCCACCAAAGUAAUGGCCCGACGUCCCAACGGCCGAUGACCACUCCGACGUGGUGUUCCGGUUGCUGGUACGGCUCAACGCCCCGCCCACCACCGCUCCAGUGAGGACUGGCCGACUGCUGGUCCGGGCGCCACCGCUGCGGCCGCCUUUGGCCUCGAGAAUGUCGAAUGAAGCAGAGAACUGCCAUGGCGACAACCAAGAGGGUCACUACUAGAGUUGCCGGGGAACACAACUUGGCCAUCUUAGCUAGCUGGUUAGUUGUGGAACGAAAGAAUGGAACUUAAUUAAUAGGGUUAUAGGUAUAAUAUGCCCCUCUACUAUGUCAUUUUAUCAAACAUGCCCCUGUACUUUGAAAAAAUUAUCAAACAUGCACUUAUGUUAAAAAUUUUAUCCAAAAACCGUUAACUAUGGCCAAACUUAUGUUGUGGAACGAAAGAAUGGAACUUAAUUAAUAGGGUUAUAGGUA